CGUGUUUCUAUUGUUCGGCAAUUUCAUUUUAUUUAAUAAAUAAAUCAGAUGAUAUGCAGAGAGCCGUUCGCUAAUUUCCCUGUACUAAUUUGCCUGUACUGGAGAUGUUUAUGAGUUAAGGCCCAGUGAACUAAUGGAGGGCGACCCACGGAGUUUAGUUUUGAUUUCAGUUUUGGGCCAGCGCAGCGUAAGAAAACUAGUACACAUAACACAGAGACAGAUUUAGCAACACGGCCCCCGAGGUUUUAACACUGUAGCUGAAGCGGUCGUGGCAGUGGUAAGUUUAUCAAUAUUAACUAAGCACUGUGUCAAUGGAGAAAAAAAACAACACAUUAACAUGUGCAAUUAGAACCAUGUGCCUUUAUUUAAUUAUUUUUUUUAAACAUUGUACUCGGUGUUUCUGUUGUGUGUGCAUGUAUAGAAUGUGCAUAAUUUGUGUACAUAUAUAAUAAUAUGUGGUCAAAUUGGAUGCUUUUGUAUGGCGCAGUAGUUAACUAUAAAAUAUAGUGUUGUUGUUUUUUGUAUGGGACAAUGCAGAAGUGAGAUAUUUUUAAACAGUGGCAUAGCAAGAGCUGCCAGUAGUGGCGUAGGACUGGUAAAGGUUAGGUUGUGAUCCACCCCGGGGGGUGUGCACUUUUUAAACUGUAUAUGGAGGGAUGUUGAGUUCAUCGAGUGCAUGGGGAACCAGUGGUUCUUAAAGUGUCGCGGGGAACCAUGGCUUGCUCACAGUGGCGCCCGUGAUACAUCACACAGUUUUAAAUACUGAGUUAAACACGUUCGAUUGUUUUGUUUUUUUUUCUUUGCAUCCGUCCGUCACAAUGUGACGAUGGCGUAGACUUCGCAAGACGAAAUGCACGAGGCCUGGGAUUAGAGAUAGUCUGAAUUUCGGCUUCGGCUUUGGUUUCUGCGCCGUAAGUUGCAAUUUGAUCACUUUAGGCCUAGUUUCAGUUUCGGCCAGAGUUUGAGACUUUCGGCCAUGUGGCCGAAAGUGAUUGAGGUUUCGGUCAUCUUCCAGAAGUCAGUCGGUAUGGUCUGUCAGUCUGUCUCUAGGCCGGCAAUCCGAUAUUUCUUAUCGAUCGACGUCUGUCUGUCAUCGUUAUUUAAUAUGACUAACACUCUGCGAAAACUGUUUACAGCUGCAUAAUGAUCUACUUGUCCUUUAUAUCCAAAAAAUAAAUUUACAUUAAGCCUUGUCUAAUGCAACUAGUUUUGUGGAAGAAAAACUAAAUGAAUGGUAAAAUUUAUAUCAUAAUUUUUUGUCUUCAUUUUUCAAAAAUAAAAUUUGGAACUAUAGGUUUAUUCAAUUCAUUCAUUUACGACAUUCAUUUUGAAUUACCAUUACUAUCCUCAUGUUGUCACAGGCAAACCUUUAGGUUUAACAAAUGUAUUCACUAGUUUGCUUUUCACUUCUUAGGCUUAUUUCGUUUACAUAACUAAUGGACGACUCCUAUAGCGCUAUUGAGCUGAAACAGAAAUGAAAUAAUUUGAGCAUUCAUAGAACUUGAAAAUGCCUCGGUCAAAGCUGGUCUUGUGGUCAAUGAAGCGAAGACAAUGAUGUCACGAAACACCCACGCUGAUGACAGCGUCAUUAUAAACAACCACACCUUUGAGAGAGUGGCUACUUUCAAAUACCUAACGGCAACCACAAAUGAGCACCAUGAAAUAAUAUAGGAGGUGAAAGAAAGGAUAACAACAGGCAACCGUUCCUAUAUGAGCCUAAAAAACCUACUAGGAGCAAAAACAUCUCAAGGGGAACAAAGAAGACAAUCUACACCACUAUCAUAAGACCAAUUGGUAACCUACGCUAGUGAGACUUGGUCCCUUACCAUAAAAUCAGAGACCCUGUACAAAAAUCUUCAGGAAAUUAUAUGGCCAAUGAUGAGACCCACCCAAAGUCGCAGCGAUAAAAAAAAGGAAGACUGCGAUGGAAAAGACAUAUUGAAUGGAUGCCAGAUUGAAGAGCAGCAAAAGUGAUAUACAGGCAGAAACCAAGGGGCAUGCGACUCACCGGUCGUCCUAGGCUGAGAUGGAUCGACGAUGUAGAGAAGGAAUUACACCAGGUUUUGGGUGGGGAGUGGGGGUGUUCGCGCAUGGGGGAGAAAGCCAUGGAUCGUUCUUAAUGGAAGGAUAUAGUGGAGCAGGUCAGGGCCCUACACGGGCUUUAGUACCACUGAUGAUCAUGAUAUUAGGAAAGCUGUUAAUAUCGCACAGACUAAAAAUCAUUAAAUUAACGCAUAUGAAGAAAAAUGUUGUAAAAUCAAAAAAAUUGUUGGAUGAAACAUCUCACCCUUUUCAUACCUAAGAUAAUAUAAACAUUCUUUUGUUCCCCAGUCUGUACGAUUUACCCACGCAAAACGCCCCCCCCCCCCCCCCCACCCCCACCCUAACUGAGGUUACCAAAUCUAAAUGAUCAUUAAAUAAAUAAAGUUAUUUUUGUCACUACAAGAGUUCAUUGAUGGCUGAUUUCUACGCUAGAGAAAUACUUUAGAAGUCUUGUGUUUAAAUUGUUAUAAUGGUAAUGUGUUGUCUUGCUUAAAAUUAUGUAUUAAUUUAUCCACUGACAAUUAUUGUGUAUACUCUAAUAAAAAACAUUUACAUUUAUUUUGGAUGAAGAGAGAAUCGUAUCUCCUGUCAUACAACCAAAACAUGCCUCUUGUCAUACAACUAAAAACAUGACUCCUGCUAUUUCUUCUGUUUGAUUAUGUAAAUUAAAAAUGAACGUUUAUCCCAACAGCCAUUCCUGGCAGGCCAAUACACUGUUUCCUGGCAGGCCAAUACACUGUUUCCUGGCAGGCCAAUACACUGUUUCCUGGCAGGCCAAUACACUGUUUCCUGGCAGGCCAAUACACUGUUUUCUCACCGGCUAAUCGUUGCUAACUGUUAUUCCUUUGUCAAAAAGUCAGUUUAAGAAACCAAAAAUAUUGGCAUAUAUUUUUUCCUCCUCAAACUUCAUAAUGAGACGACGCUCUGCAAAACCUAUGAAAGGAUACAUUGAACGUCUACCUCAGAGAACAUUUUACCCCACGAGAGAUUCUCCACGACAGAGGAGACGAUUAAAUGACAACCAACAUUAAAUUGCUACUGGAAAUAAUUAUUAACACUGAUUUUUAAGAAAAAAAAAUAACAACCAACUAAAAAACCAUAUUUCAGGGCUCAUAUUUGAUGUUUUGGUGUUCACUUUCUUGAGGUGACUCAGGCAGUGUAGAAUUAAUUUUUAACGUCUCUUUGAUUACGAUUUGAUGCCUUCCUUUACGCCAUUGCCUCAAAAAACCUCACUCUAAGCAAGCUUCGCCCAAAGAGAGUAAAAUGGAAGCUCAACACGAUGAAUCUUGUUUUCAGGACAAUGCGAAUUCAAACUCCAAACCGAAGGAUUUACCGAUCAACCCGAAACGUUAUUUCAGUCCAGCACCCGAUGAAAUGGCGACUCACUCCAACCCGUGCGCAGAGACACCCAGAAUCAUUCACCCAAACACUUUCGCGGCUGAAACAGGAGAGUUGGCGUCAACGCAAAGGCACGUGACGGGAACAGGAAUUCACGUUGUUGACAUCGGCCACAAUUCCGCAGAUCAGUCUGCGCACCACAGACAUGUUUUAAAAGGCGGAAGUGUGCAUGCCGGCGCUCAAACCGGCGUCACACGGAAGCACCAACAACGGGUGGAGUAUUUCGUCGAUGGUCGUUCUGACGAGGUCAACUUCAGGUCCGCAAAGCCUGGGACGGACUGUGUGCGCACAGACGUGUCCGGUUUCAAUUGGCGCUGGCUGUGUGUGGUCCUCGCUCUAACGGCGGCCCUCGUGCACACACACGUGCGCGUGAGUCGUCUCGAAAGCGUGGUGGAUAAGCUUGGGAUACUAACUGAUGGAUGCAAGCAUGAGGUAAAUACGACAUAAACAAUUUAACUACUGAUUAUUAAGUAGGUGUUUGCAUUAUAAUUAUUUUGUUGAGGAACAAUUGAAUUUUUAAAAAAAUAUAUGAUAAAUAAAUUUUUAAAAAAUUAUUGAAUGUGUAAGACGGAUGUAACAGAGGCAACUUUCAUAUAAGACGGAUGUAACAGAGGCAACUUUCAUUUUUUUUUAACAAUCAAAUUAUCAAAGCACACAGUCAAACUAUCCUUCUUGAUAUUUUAAGAAAACUUUUUGUUUCUUCUUCUGGUGCAUUUACCUCUGUUCUGGGCUAUUUGAUUGAGCUCAUGCUCUCAAUAUUCCAUCUCAGUGUAGUUGGUGGUCUUUCUUCUUGACCAGUUACCCUGUAGAUUUCAUGACAUAUACGGUCACAUAUUGUUUUGUUUCUUUAGUGCCUGAAGGUCUAUGUCCAUUUUCUAGACGGUAUUUAUUAUUCAUAGGCCUCACCGUAUGCUCGUCCAUUUGAUUUCAUAUGAGAUCGUUUCAAACCAUUUUAUUUUACACCUAACACAAGCAUCUGUAUAUAUAAUAUAUAUAUGUAGAGAGAGAUAGAUGGAUGGAUGGAUGGUUGGCAAGCUAGCUGGCUGGCUGACUGGCUGGAUUGAUGGAUGUAUGGUUGGAUGAAUGGAUGGAUAGAUUGCUGCCUGACUGGUUUGCUGGGUGGAUAGAUGGACGGUUGGAUAGAUGGGUGUAUGGGUGGAUGGUUGGUUUGAUGGGUGAAUGGGUGGCUGAAUGGAUGGAUGGGUAUAUAGAUUAAAAAUCAGCUUUCAAAUCGUGGGCUUGUAUUUGUUAACGAUCCAUGUUUCAAAUUUCCAGAGAAGAAAAGUUUGAGAUUAGAAUGAAAUAUGUUUUAAGUUUGUAUCUAUAAUUAUCUCAUUCCAUUUUCCAUACCAUAAGCCACAAGAAAAGCAAUAUGGAUGGAAUGAUUUCGUUAAUUCGUUAUUUUUGCACAAAACAAAGCCGCCCUCCGUGGGAAAAACCCCGAACAUUUCUUACCAACAAUGCAUUAUUGAACAACGGUAUGAAUUCACAAAAAAUAAUAACACAAUAUAAUAAUAAUAUGUUUCGUUUUUUUUUUUUUUGUGAUUCACAUACAGACGCUUGAUGUCCAAAGUGGACGCAGCGUAAACAGGCCCAAAGAGAGUAGAGAAGCUUGGCCAAGUCCAGGUGCAACUCCACGGGGUCUAUUUCACAUUUCUGACAAAGACAUUCCAAACAAGGAUGCCAUUGGCCCCAGAGGUUAUUCCAACACGGCCAGGAGUACUGUGACUGGGUCUCGAAAGAAUGCUAUGGGGGAGAUUAUUAAUGGAAACAAGGAUUCUGAAAUAAAAAACCAGCAAUAUGUAUCGCGGCAUAGACUUCCACAUUUGGGAAUUUCAAACGCUUCAACAAAAUUGCAAUUUUUACACGGAAUUCUCGAACAAAAUAUGAACAAAACGGACAGUGUUGAAGUCGCGAAGACACACAUCAACUCUGAACACAGUGCUGAAACUCCACAAGUCGCUUUGACAAAUCUGCAGCAGAAAUUCGGAGGACAGGGUGAAAGGCUAUAUGCUCGCAAGAAACGGUCAGCAAAGCCUCUUAAACAGAAUGUCAGAGAAAAAUUCGAUCAGUAUUGCCAGGAUAAUUGGAAUCCUGGACGUAGUGAGUAG
Molecule: messenger RNA, 5552 nt
Organism: Lymnaea stagnalis (great pond snail)
Lineage: Eukaryota; Metazoa; Mollusca; Gastropoda; Lymnaeidae
Source: the annotation of a GenBank genome assembly